Molecule: messenger RNA, 939 nt
Organism: Sporisorium graminicola
Lineage: Eukaryota; Fungi; Basidiomycota; Ustilaginomycetes; Ustilaginales; Ustilaginaceae
Exons: 1
Coding region: 1-939 (312 amino acids)
Biological process (GO): rRNA processing; ribosomal large subunit biogenesis; ribosomal large subunit assembly
Cellular component (GO): nucleolus; preribosome, large subunit precursor
Molecular function (GO): RNA binding
Source: RefSeq, a predicted model, not a curated record
AUGCCCCGAGCCAAGCGAGCCAAGGUCGUGUCGCUCACACGCACCGACAAAAAGACAAAGGAGGACAAGGCCAACCUGAUCGACAAGGUGCGCGAUGCUGCUCAGGAAUACCCUUACGUCUGGAUCCUCGGCCAUCACUCGAUGCGCAACAACUACCUUAAGGAGGUGCGCGACCUCUGGAAGGGAAGCAAGAUCUUCUUCGGCAAGCUCAAGGUGCUGGCAUUGGCACUCGGAAUGACGGAGGAGGAGGAAGUAAGGACAGGCAUCAGCGGCAUCAGCCAGCGCUUGUCUGGCGACGUGGGCCUGCUCUUCACCGAGUCGCCUCCCGCAGAGGUGAUCGACUGGUUCAAGGACUACCAGCGCGUCGAUUUCGCACGUGGUGGAUCCAAGGCGACCGAAACGAUUGAAUUGCCAGAGGGUCCCGUCAUGGCUCGCUCCAACCCACCAGACACGCUCCCGCACCCCGUUGAGCCGCAGCUCCGCCAACUCGGCAUGCCCACCGAGUUGAGGCGCGGCAUCCCCACUCUGCUGCAGAACUACACAGUAUGCAAGCAGGGCCAGACGCUCACGUCAAAUCAGGCGCAGAUCCUCAAACACAUCCUCGUCCACAUGGCUGCUUUCCGACUCAUCCCGCUCGCCUACUGGAGUGCAGCAGAUGCAGAGGAGGACAAGGCCGAGCGAGGGGUGCACCUCAUCGAGCUGUCCGAACGCGAUCAGGAGCUCGUCGGCAAUCAGGCGGGGAAGCUGCGUGCUCCCAGCGACAACGGCUGGUCCCGAGACCGCAAAAGCAAUGGCGCUGCCACCAAGAAGGCUAACGAUGAAGACGAGGACGAGGACGAGGAUGACGAGGAGAUGGAGGAUGAUGACGAUGAGGAGGAGGAUGGUCAGGAUGCUGAAGACGCCGUGACAAAAGACAUGAUGAUGCCCGAAGGUCUCUGA